This is a messenger RNA of Hemiscyllium ocellatum (epaulette shark), 2584 nucleotides long. It is a transcript of the gene scg3, whose product is annotated as secretogranin III. Bases 122 to 1537 code for a protein of 471 amino acids. Gene Ontology annotation, biological process: protein localization to secretory granule. The record is from RefSeq and is a predicted model, not a curated record. The transcript has 12 exons. Gene Ontology annotation, cellular component: secretory granule membrane. Lineage: Eukaryota; Metazoa; Chordata; Chondrichthyes; Orectolobiformes; Hemiscylliidae.
CCGAUCUGCAGAACAGCGCCGCUCAGUGCAGGAGCCAGCGCCGCACGGACUGCGCUCUCCAAGGUGCUGAAACAGACGCCGAGUGCGCUCCCAGAUCGGGAAAGGACUUUCUCCUCGCCCGAUGAUGACUUUUAAAUGUGCAGUACUUGCAGUUUUUCUCCAGGCGUUUGCACUGGUGUCAUACCAGAUUCAUGCAUUCCCCACACCUGGAGGAUCGAAAGACAAAACUGAAUACAAUCGGGAAUUAUCAGCGGAAAGACCAGUAGAGGAACAGAUUGCUGAAGCCGGACGCACCAGUCAGUUGACAACUACAGAGAACCAUUCCCUGCAACAGAAUGACUCGGCAGCGGAUGACUUCCUCCUGCUCAAGUCCCUGGCCGAGAAAGAAAGAAGUCAGAAGAGAAACCAUGCUACAAAACCCCUUUUGAGUGGUUCAUCACCUCCCUCUGCCAAUACAGACUCAACCAAAAACAGAAGACUAGCGGAGGACUACGGCGAUUCCACCAAAAAUGCAAUGGAUUACGAAAAUGAAGAUGACCCCGAUGGCCUUCAUCAACUGGACGGGACACCUUUAACAGCGGAAGACAUUGUCCAAAAAAUUGCCAACAGGAUUUAUGAAGAAAACGAUAGAGGGGUUUUUGAUAGAAUCGUUUCCAAACUCUUGAACCUGGGACUGAUAACAGAAAAUCAGGCUUACAAUCUGGAAGAUGAAGUAGCAGCAGCUCUACAACAACUUAUUACCAAUGAAGCUCAUAAGAAUGAAGUGGAGGCUGGAAAUAUUGAUUAUCCAAGUAUGAAGGUCGAUGAUGACUUGAAUGAAAGAGAAGAGGAGAAACUGAAGAUCAAAAAACUUAAGAAGAAUGAAGAGGACCUUGUGAAAGGAGGUGAUAGUACUCCAGGCAACAGCCGGGUCUCAACCAAUAACAUGAAUCAACAAAGCAAUGCACUUGCUGCUAAUGACCUGAGUGAUCUUCAGUAUUUCCCAAACUUCUACAACCUGCUGAAGAGUUUGAACACAGAACAAGACGCAAAGGAGAAAGAAACACUAAUAACCAUAAUGAAGACGUUAAUUGAUUUUGUGAAGAUGAUGGUGAAAUAUGGAACAAUCACGCCUGAAGAAGGUGUUACAUACUUGGAAAAUCUCGAUGCAAUGAUAGCUGCGCAAACGAAGACAAAGCUUAGUAAAGCCAAGGCUUAUCCAAUGAGUAAGGAAUCAGCAGAUUGGAGUGAAGACAUAGACAGCACCAAGAGUGAAUUUGGAAAGCUGCAGAAAGAGUCUGCAAGUUCUGAGGACUCCACAAAAGAAGUAGAAAAAACCGAAAACUCUAAAGAUUUUGACAAAACUGAAUCUUAUUUAUCAGCAAUCAGAAAGAAUAUUGAAUGGUUGAAGAAACACAAUAAGCAAGGAAAUGGAGAAGAAUAUGACCUUCAGAAGCUGCGUGACAUCAUUGAUCAACAAGUUGACACCUAUAUCCAGAAAGGAAUCCUGGAGAAGGCAGAAGGAGAUGUAAUCAAACGUAUUUACAAAAGCCUGUGACAUUCUCUAAUGCAAGAGGGAAGCGUCCUGAUUGUCAAAUCCUUCAAAAAUGGCCGGCAAUGCCACUUUUCUGAAUUCUAGUUCACAUUAGGCUGUGUAUAAUAGAUUUCUUUUCCUUGGCUAUUCUGCAACAUCAAGCAGAUUCUAACCAAAAUAGGGGAUCAAAGUCAAUACAAAUCGAAGACCAAAGGGGAUGAUUUUAUGGGUGCCAGUGGAGAAACUAUGUUGUCAGGCAGGGAAGCUAGAAAGAAUGCUGCAUUGGCUGUUCCCUCAAUGCUGCUCCCUGCUGGAAGCACAGAUCCUUCUGAUCACCUGAGCCGACUUCUCUUUCCCCAUUUCGGAAUAGAGACUGCUGAAUGUGCAAUAUGGCCACUGCACGCAGUGAAGCUUUCAAAUCUUUUAAACAUCCAUCUUCAACAUGAGGGACUGUAGCAGCAGCAAUUAGAGCUCAAUUACAACAAGUUAAGUGUAAAGUUUACUGACAAUCUUUAAAGCAACGUCCACAGCCUCUGAUGCAUGUCCAGAUUUGUCAGUGACUGAUUAUCACAUAAAUGCAAGCCUUGGUUGAUUUACAGUAAAGUCAAUUUAUACAUUCUGGGUUUCCUUUCUAUCUAAUUUAUUUUGAACUUAAAAUCCCUGAAAACAAUCACUUACAAUGACAAUUUAUAUGGUUGAACUUUAACUCACACCAUCAUGAAAGCCCCUUUAAAGUUAGUUUUAAUUUUAUUCAACUUUAGCUAAUGGCAGUAGAUUUAUGAAAUAUACAAAAGUUUGCUGGAAGUGUUUUUAAUUCUUAAAAGGCUCCCAAUUUGUUUUGUUCUUUCUGUUGGAAUGGUUUGUACAGAAUAGCUUGGUUAGUAUAUAUUAGUUUAGAAAUUUAUGCUGGCUUUUUCUUCUGCCCAACAGAACGGUUACUAAAACAGAUUUUGAGAGACGCAUGAGUGGAAACAUUGCUCUGAACAGUAUUUCUACAAACUAGUUCUCAUGUUCUUAUAUAUCCAUUGUUUAAUCACAAUAAAUGGUCCUCUAAAAUAAUGUGUAGAGAAU